AUGAGCGACUCGGUCGACUUCAAACGCGAGUCCGAUGGGGAGUUAGUUGAAGAUGUUGGUGAAGCUUUCGUGAAAGCCGAAGAAGAGGAGAGGGAAGCCGCUAAACGUGAACAUGAUGAAAUUGAACCCACUGUCUCAAAGACUAGCGAGCAACCAGCCAAUACUGAAGAUGAUAACAGACAUGAUGAAGUGGAAGAGGAUGAAGAAGACGAUGAUGACGAAGAGGAAGAAGAGGAUGCUCCCCGCAGAAAACGCCGGAGAGCUGCCAAUCAAUUCAUCGAUAUCGAAGCCGAGGUUGAUGAUGAGGAAGAAGAUGAGCUUGAUGAAGACGAUGAGGAAGCUGAACUUAUCCGUCAACAAUUUAUUGCUGAUGACAAAGCUGACGAAGAAGGUGGCCGCCGUGACGAUCGUUUACAUCGUGAAUAUGAUUUAAGACGACAAGAAGCCGAAGACCAAGACGCUGAGGAAUUAGCGCAAUCACUCAAAGAAAAGUAUCGUCGCAGUCAUACGGUUUAUCGCGGUGAUCUGGCGACCUCAGGAGCCGUCUCGCAGAAGUUGUUAAUGCCCUCAAUUAAUGACCCCGCCAUUUAUGGUAUCCGUUGUAAGCAAGGCGCUGAAAAGGAUUUGGUUCGCAAAUUAUUCGAUAAAAAACGAACUUUCGAGAAACGAGGUCAACCUCUUGAUAUCUUGCUGGUGUUCCAGCGAGACGCUUUCAGGGGUUAUAUUUACAUUGAAGCUAAAAGACCAGAUGCAAUUGACAAGGCUCUCAAUGGGAUGAUUAACGUCUACGCGCGAGACAAGCUUUUGGUACCAGUGAAAGAGUACCCUGAAUUGUUGAAACAAAUCAAAUCUUCUGACGUGGAAAUUGUUCCUGGUAUCUAUGUCCGUAUCACCCGUGGCAACUAUAAGGGGGACUUAGCCAUCGUCGAUAACUUGUCCGAAAAUGGUCUUGAAGUUCGGUGUAAGUUAGUUCCAAGACUUGAUUACGGCCGCAAUGAUGAGUAUGAUCGUGAUGGUCGUAAAAUCAUCAAGCGUGGUGGAGUGCGUCCGAUGCCUCGUUUGUUUAAUGAGCAGGAGGCUAGGCAAUACGAUCCUGGAAACCUUCAACCAGGUCGGACUCGUGGUGGCUUCUUUUACAAGGGUGAAGAGUACAACGGAGGGUUCCUAUUCAAAGAUUUCAAACUCCAAUUCAUUCAAACAAAGGAUGUGCACCCAUCUUUGGAAGAGCUUGAUCGUUUUCAACAAGGAAAGGAUGAAGAUGGUGGUCUCGAUUUGGCAGCUAUCGCAGCACUGGUGAAACUGUCAGGUGGGACUGACGGUCUGCCAUUUCAACCUGGUGACCGUGUAGAAAUCAAACGCGGUGAAUUAGCCCGAACUGUCGGUCAGGUGGUAGAAGCCGCACUUUCUGAAGUUGUCAUAAAUGUCACCAAUUCUGGAGAUCCCAAUUUUGUUAAUCAGCGUAUCACUGUGCCCGCAGGUGACUUGAGAAAAAUGUUCAACGAGGGUGACCACGUAAGAGUGAUCACCGGUAAGCAUGCGGAGGAAACUGGUUUGGUUAUUAAGGUUGAAGGUGAAAACGUGGUUUUGGUGUCUGACUUGACAAAGAAUGAUAUAAAGGUGUUUGCCAACUACUUGGUCAAAGCUACCGAUGCCUCUACUGUUAUCCACGACUUUGGUCAAGAAUAUGAUAUCAAGGAUUUGGUUCAACUUAACGCAAGUACUGCAGGUGUCAUCGUUAAGGCUGAACGAGGCAUUUUCGAGGUACUUACCACGGACAAUCGUACCAUUUCUGUUAAGCCGUCAGGUAUCGCUUCGAAGCUCAAAUUAACCCGUCGAGAACAAGUUGCCACCGACCGUAAUGGGUCUAAGAUUGCUGUUGGUGAUACUGUCAAGGAUGCUAUUGCCGAGAAGCAUGAUAAACGUGAAGGCACUAUUAUUCACGUAUACAAACUGACAGUGUUUGUUCAGCUGAAAGAGAUUACCGAAAACCUUGGUAUCUACGCUACGAAUUGCAUUAAUGUGUCGACAGUUUUUACUAAAGAUCUGAUGACCACUAAAUCGCGUGGUCCUGAUUUGUCACAAAUGAACCCUAAUCUCAACCUUCCCCAACCGAUGGCACCGCCAUCCUUCCGUGCUCGCGGGCCCGGUGGUCGUGAUAAAUUGAUUCAGAAGGAUGUUACGGUGACACAAGGUAAUUACAAGGGGUUAAUGGGUAAGGUAGUGGAUACCACUGACACUAUUGCCACAAUUGAGUUGCAUACUAAGGCGAAGCGGAUUAAGGUGGAUAAGAACAAAUUGAAUGUCAUUUUCAAGGGUCAAGCCAUUCCCUAUUUGCGCUUUAUCGGCGCCCCUAUGGCUGCUGGUGGCGAAGGUGCUGGCUCGCGAGCGUACGCUCUGGGAGGUCGUCUGGCAUGGAACGGUGGCGCAACUCCUGCUCAAGGAGCUGGUUCGCUGUGGGGUUCAGGAAGCAACACUCUGUGGGGUGGUUCAAAGACCCCAGCAUACUCCUCGGGUGAUAGACUGACGUGGGGCGGUGGAAGUGGCGGUGCGCUGUCGUGGGGCUCGCUGGGAAAUACCUCGACGUGGGGUGCUAGCUCGGGCAAUCAGCUGACAUGGGGUGGUGGCUCUACGUGGGGUGGCUCUGGAGGCGGUGCCGGAGGGAACGGCGGCGAGUCUACCUGGGGUGGCAAUCUGAAAAAGUCAGGCUCUGGAUCGUCGUGGGGCGGCGGUGGUGGUAACUCCACCUGGGGCCUGAACUCUGGAGGCAAUCUGACGUGGGGCCAGAAGAAGCAGGGGGGCAACCUGACGUGGGGAUCUGGGGGUAACCUGACUUGGGGUUCUCUGGGCUCUGGCGGCAACUCGUCGUGGGGGUCAUAG
Molecule: messenger RNA, 2877 nt
Organism: Diutina rugosa
Lineage: Eukaryota; Fungi; Ascomycota; Pichiomycetes; Serinales; Debaryomycetaceae
Gene: SPT5
Product: transcription elongation factor
Exons: 1
Coding region: 1-2877 (958 amino acids)
Biological process (GO): regulation of DNA-templated transcription elongation; transcription elongation by RNA polymerase II; regulation of transcription by RNA polymerase II
Cellular component (GO): DSIF complex
Molecular function (GO): mRNA binding
Source: RefSeq, a predicted model, not a curated record